This is a messenger RNA of Branchiostoma belcheri (Belcher's lancelet), 744 nucleotides long. RefSeq lists its product as uncharacterized. Lineage: Eukaryota; Metazoa; Chordata; Leptocardii; Amphioxiformes; Branchiostomatidae. Gene Ontology annotation, molecular function: acyltransferase activity, transferring groups other than amino-acyl groups. The record is from RefSeq and is a predicted model, not a curated record. The coding region runs from base 149 to 736 and encodes 195 amino acids. The transcript is spliced from 2 exons.
CAAGACUUGAUUAACCAGUAAACGCCUGUCUAUUACAUGUAAUUGCUGGCGGCCAUAUUGUGUACCUGUUGCUGAGGUUACCAGUACAGACAGACAAUACGAUUACCACUGACCAGUUUUGGGGACGAAGAACAUCUAUUCCUACAACAUGUUUCAAGAUUCGAGAACCACAGAAUCAGAGACCGACGGCAGUCCUGACACUUUCCGUGUCCGCCAAGCAACGUCCCCGAUGGAAGUUUCUCUCCUAGUGCUGGAGUGGGCAGCUGCCGAAGGAUGGCACCCAGGCCUGUAUGAUACAGAGAGCUUCUACCACCAGGAUCCCACAGGUUUCUACUUGGCUGAAAAAGACGGUGUGCCAAUAGGAGGAGCCUCGGUGGUUAAAUAUGGGGAAAACUUUGCCUUUUUAGACCAUGUUAUCAUCAAGCCCCCAUUCCGCGGUAAGGGAUAUGCACGGAGAAUGAUCAAGGCAGUGAUUGAAGCAUCAGGCAUGUCUGGCGCAAACAUCGGAUUAGACAGUGUGAUGCAUAUGCAAGAUGCUUACAAUAGGAUUAUUGGAGUCAAGUUUGCAUGGAAAAACACCCGAUUUCGAGGGGUUGGCAGCAACAACAUCAAAGGUGUCAAGGAAGACAACCAUCCAGCGGCUCUUGUUUCUGUCAAACAGGUAAACUUCGAGCAUCUCUGUGUGUUUGAUGCGUCAGUGUUUGGUACGCCGCGACCAAGUUUUCUGAAGAGUUAGAUCUCGCA